Molecule: messenger RNA, 1392 nt
Organism: Cryptomeria japonica (Japanese cedar)
Lineage: Eukaryota; Viridiplantae; Streptophyta; Pinopsida; Cupressales; Cupressaceae
Product: EP1-like glycoprotein 2
Exons: 1
Coding region: 1-1392 (463 amino acids)
Source: RefSeq, a predicted model, not a curated record
AUGUUAAGUAUCUUCCUCAUAUCAUCUCCUCUCUUUGUAUUGCCAUUUGCUCUGCCUUCUUCAAAUAGAUAUGGAGGAACAACGUGGAUCAAUAACAUCCAGUCUUUAGAAUCAUGGACACCCCGAUCAGCCGACAUAGGCGAACUCACAGUCAGACCUGUUCUUCUCUCCAAGAAUAUCUUAUAUGGCGGUGAGAGCCUGCGGUUUGAAUGCGGAUUCUUCUGCUACUCCAUUCCUUGUGACACGGGCUACUCUUUUGCUGUUUUCUUUGUUAUCUACGAAACUAAUUAUACUGAUCCAGAUGAUCUGCAAGUGGUUUGGACUGCAAAUAGGAGGCGUCUAGUGAAAGAUAAUGCAACCCUUCGACUCACCUCCACUGGGGAUUUUGUGUUGAAGGACGCAGAUGGCAGUCUAGUCUGGUCUACAAAUACAUCCGCCCAAGAUUUCCAAGGAAUGGUGAUAGAAGAAACAGGGAACCUAGUACUCAUCAACAGCAACAAUGGAACCCUGUGGCAGUCUUUCGACCAUCCCACUGAUAUGCUCCUGCGCGGCCAGAAAUUGAAGGUGGGACAGAAGCUUACUGCAAACAUAUCCCCGACCAACACAAGCCAAGGGGUUGUCUAUGCAACUUUGCUUGUCAACGGUUUUGCCCUGUAUACAGCCCCUGCACCCCCUCAAAUGUAUUUUAGGUUUCCCAGCCCACCCACAACUUACAACGUAGCAUAUAUGCAGUUCGACAAUGAGUCGGUCGGUUUCUAUCCUGAAGGUUUUCCAUUCACCCCGAUUCCACAGAGUGUUCCGAUACCCCCCAAUUCCCUUUACUUACAGAUUCAUUCAAAUGGGCAUGUGUUUUUCUAUUCUUUCGAACGGGAAACUAAAAAGUCUGUUCACGACUAUUUGUCGAGCUUUACAAGUGCGCUGGGUACAUGUGACUACCCAAUUAUAUGUGGGGACUAUGGCAUCUGCACAGAUGGUCAGUGCAGCUGUCCAAAAGGGUCUAAUGAUUUUAGUCAGAUUGACGCCUCAAGACCUGAUCUGGGCUGCUUUCCAAGCAGUCCUGUUAUCUGCCCUGAGAAACACAAAAUGAACAGCACAAAAAAUUAUCAGAUUUUGGAGCAGGACCAUGUUUCCUAUUUUACUUAUGAUUGGGGAAAUGCCUCCGUUCCGGGUUUGGUCCCAAGGGAGGAAUGUAAAGCUCUCUGUCUCAAAAAUUGCUUUUGUAAAGCUGCGUUUUUCAGGUACGAUAUCUCUGACAAUUAUUCUAGUGGGUAUUGUUAUCUGGAGUCCAAUAUCUACUCUCUGAAAAUGAACACUCCUAGGUAUGGGUUUUACAAUUCCACUGCUUAUAUAAGGUUCAGAGAAACGCCAAGAACACUAAGCGCUCGGUUAUAG